Cottoperca gobio is the source of this 4524-nucleotide messenger RNA. RefSeq names its product telomerase reverse transcriptase (gene tert). Bases 101 to 3427 code for a protein of 1108 amino acids. Gene Ontology annotation, biological process: telomere maintenance via telomerase. Gene Ontology annotation, cellular component: telomerase catalytic core complex. NCBI's taxonomy places the organism in Eukaryota, Metazoa, Chordata, Actinopteri, Perciformes, Bovichtidae. Gene Ontology annotation, molecular function: telomeric repeat DNA binding; telomerase activity; telomerase RNA binding. The record is from RefSeq and is a predicted model, not a curated record. The transcript has 16 exons.
CCCUUCAACGGCAAAACAGCUCAACUCCUGCUUGCUAACCAAUGGUGUUGUAUACUUUCUACCACUUCCUAACUAAUAACACAGAUAUUUUGCUGUCGGUAUGUCUACAACUGAUUUAUCUCAUACGCUAGAUAUUCUCCGGUCACUGUAUCAGCACAUACAGACACUGGAGGAGUUUGCGAGCAACAUUGUGUUCAGAGAAGGACAGAGAGCAGCUCUCAUUGAAGAGUCCGACACAAACCGCUUCAAGUCCUUCGUCCGGGGUGUUUUUGUGUGCUUUGACACGGAACUACAUCAAGUGCCAAGCUGCAAUCAGAUCUGCACUCUACCUGAACUGCUGGCCUUUGUUCUUAACAGUCUGAAAAGAAAAAGAAAAAGAAACAUUUUGGCACAUGGCUACAAUUUUCUGGCCCUGGCUCAGGAGGAGCGGGAUGCAGACCACUUCAAAUUCCAAGGAGGUCUAACUCAAAGUGCCGCCUACAUCUAUGGCAGUGACCUGUGGAAGAAAGUCGCGGUACGCCUCGGCACAGACCUCACACGGUACCUGCUGGAGAGCUGCUCUGUGUAUGUGGCAGUCCCUCCUUCAUGUGUGUUCCAGGUGUGCGGCGCUCCUAUCUAUGACAGGGUGUCCAUGUCUACUGCCUCCAGUCGGUUUUGUCUCAAGCCUCGGUCCAGGACACAUAGCGGUGCUCAGUUAGCAAGGAAACGAGGUGCAGUGACCUUGAAAAGGAGACGGUACGAUGAGAAUCCUGCAAUCAGCAAGACGAAGAACAGAGGGGAUUUAAGUGUGAAGAAGCGGAAAAGAAAGAGAGAAACUGAUCAGAAAGAUGAGGAGGAGACUGUGACUUGUACAAGAAAGAGGAGACGGGUAGGGGAGCAGGAGCCCACGCAGCAAAUGCAACAGGUUUGCGAUGACACUGUGGAGGAAAGGCAGCCAGUGUCUGUAGAACCAACACAAUCGAUAAAGCCUUUGGAAAAUGGCACUAUUGGUUUUAAACUGACUGUUGAAAUGCAAACAACCACAAUUCCCUCGGAGGGAGGACUCAGUUGGAGAUCGGGGAUUUUCCCCCCUUUGCCUCCCUCGCAAUGUUUUAUCCGCACGCUGGGAUUCCUGUACGGGGGAAGGGGCAUGCGUGGCUUUCUUCUCAACAGGAAGAAGAAGAGCGCCGAUGGGUGCAAAAGGCUUCAAGGACAAGAUUUGGUACGAACAGUCUUCUUUCAGGGACUGGCGUAUCUAAACGGGCUCAGGAAGAAGCCAAAGAAACUCCCUCUGCGCUUUUUUAACAUGGUCCCCAAGUUCAGUCAGCUAUUGCGUCAACACAGGAGAUGUCCCUACAGCAGAAUACUGCAGAAGAUGUGCCCAGUGGUGGAGGAGAGGGGUGCAGGACAAGGGGAAUUAAGCUCCCUCUUGCCUCAACACUGUGCACCUCAUCGGGUUUACCUGUUCGUCAGGGAAUGCCUCUCCGCCGUGAUCCCUCAGGAGCUGUGGGGCUCUGACCACAACCGACUUAAUUUCUUCUUCAGGGUCAGGUGCUUCUUGCGUAGUGGCAAGUUUGAGAGGCUCUCACUCUCUGAGCUGAUGUGGAAGAUGACGGUGAAUGACUGCGAUUGGCUGAAGAUCACUAAAACAGGCAGGGUCCCGCCCAGUGAGCUCUCAUACCGGACACAGAUCCUGGGUCAGUUCCUGGCUUGGCUUCUGGACGGCUAUGUUGUCGGCCUGGUUAGAGCCUUUUUCUAUGUCACUGAGAGUGUGGGCCAGAAGAAUGCCAUCAGGUUCUACAGACAGGAAGUCUGGGCAAAACUGCAGGACUUAGCCUUCAGAGGUCACCUAUCCAAGGGUCAGAUGGAGGAGUUGACUCCGGCUCAGGUGGCGUCCCUCCCGAAAGGUACAGUCAUCUCCCGCCUCCGCUUCAUUCCCAAGACUGAUAGCUUGAGGCCUAUCACACGAGUCGUCGGAGCAGAUGCCAAGACGAGGCUCUACCGAGGGUGUGUACGGGACUUGCUGGACAUGCUGCGGGCCUGUGUGCGCUCCACUCCGUCCCUCCUGGGCUCCACAGUGUGGGGGAUGACAGACAUCCACAAGGUGUUACGCUCUCUGGCUCCGGCGCUGAAGGACGAGCCUCAACCCCUCUACUUUGUUAAGGUGGAUGUGAGUGGAGCCUAUGAGAGUCUGCCUCAUGACAAACUCAUUGAAGUGAUUGGCCAGGCUGUGACACCUGUCCAGGAUGAACUCUUUACCGUCCGCCGCUAUGCCAAGAUCUGGGCGGAUUUCCACGAGGGCCUGAAAAAGUCCUUUGUUAGACAGGCAGAUUUCCUUGUGGAUAACAUGGGAUCCACCAACAUGAAAGGCUUUUUGACGUCACUGCAGAAAAGUGGAAAGAUUCAUCACUCCAUCCUGGUAGAGCAGUAUUUCUGUUCAGAUCUGCACGGCAGAGAGGCGUUGCAGUUCUUCACCCAAAUGCUAACUGGCAGUGUUGUACAGUUUGGAAAGAAAACAUACCGUCAGUGUCGAGGGAUUCCACAGGGGUCGGUGGUUUCCAGUCUGCUCUGCUGUCUCUGCUACGGUCACAUGGAAAACUUCCUGUUCAAAGACAUCACUGAAAAGAAAGGAUGUUUGAUGAGACUGGUGGACGACUUCCUUCUGAUCACCCCGGACCUACGCAAAGCACAAACAUUUCUCAAGAUCUUACUAGCCGGGGUGCCACAGUACGGUCUGGUGGUCAACCCGCUGAAGGUGGUGGUCAACUUUCAGGUGUCGGGAAGCGUUACAUCAUGUCCCGGCAUUCGUGUGCUGCCCCCUCACUGCCUCUUCCCCUGGUGUGGACUAUUGUUGGACACGCACUCACUGGACGUCUACAAGGACUAUUUUAGCUAUGCAGGCCUGUCUUUGCGCUACAGCCUAACGUUGGGCUCCUUCCACUCAGCUGGAAAGCAAAUGAGGAGGAAACUGAUGGCUAUCCUCAGACUCAAGUGCCAUCCCUUGUUCUUGGACCUGAAGACCAAUUCUCUUGAGGCGGUCUACAAGAACAUCUACAAGCUGGUGCUGCUUCAUGCAUGCAGGUUCCAUGUGUGUGCCCAGAGUUUGCCCUUUGGUCAGACGGUUGCCAAGAACCCCGUCUACUUCCUGCAGAUGAUAUUAGAUAUGGCCGAAUACGCCAAUCGGCUCAUCAGGCUCAGCAACAAAGGAAUGAUUUUAGGCAGUAAAGCUCAGACUGGCAUUCUGCAGUAUGAAGCAGUGGAGCUGCUUUUCUGUCUUUCAUUCUUGCUUGUGUUGUCGCAACAUCGUCCUCUCUACAGGGGUCUGCUCCCACACCUGCACACACGGAAGCGUCGUCUAGAGCGGCGUCUGGGGGAUCUGAGGCUGGCCAGAGUUCGACAGGCCACCAACCCCAGGACUCCAGUCGACUUCUUGGCCAUCCAGAGGUAGACUACCAGCGAGGUCCAGCUCCCAACACAACCACGAACCCCUCCGCAGCUCAUAGGUGUAGACAAACGUUAGAGAAGCUGGACUAAAUAAUGACUUUUGCCUUUUUAUUCUCCGAAAGUCCUUUUUGAAAAUGUGAAUGAGCACUGUGACCUUUACCCAAACUGUCCAAACUACGACGGUGCAAAACUUUAUUUGAUGUCAGUGAUUUAAGUUUAUCUGAUCUUCAGUGUGCCAAAAAUAAAAAUGAAAACUUUCCGUUGCACAGUUCUGGAAAGAGGCUAUAGAGAGAUAAAACACCUACGUGAUAAACAUCAGUCAACAACACGUCCAAUAAAACAGCAACCAGCACAUCAAUAAAGAUGGAUAAUUGAAAACCAUCCAGCUGCUCUACUAGACUCAUGUCACAGGUUUUUGUAUCUCUGGACUUUGAGUUACACUUUGUGGUAUUUUCCACAAAGAAGACGUGACCGAACUCGGACACAUACGUUCUCAGAAAUAUUGUCAGCCCUCACGUUAGUUAGUCUUUAUCUCAUGCAAUGACGUUUUGUGACCUCGCUGUGUGUUUCAAUACCAUGUGUUUUAUAUUAAAUGUUAUUUACAACAUGUAAACUGCACAAUGACUGUUAAAUAAAUCCAGUUUUGUUAUUGAGGAAUGUGAGUUACCAGGUCAGGAUAAAAGUAAAACACGAGAAACCAAUAGAAACGUCUAUAUUACAGUUCAGCAUGACUACAUGUCAGCCGUCCGGUGAAGUUCCACCGAAGCAUCGACACUGAUCAGGAGGAUUGUUUCAGUUUCUGUGGAGUAACAUUGUUACUGGUUCUCCUGUUCCCGUGUUUCAACCUCAAAUCCUUCAUUGCAGUAGGGAUUAAGUUGAGCAGGAGCAGAAGACUUCUUGAUUCCACAGCAGAUGAGUUUGUAGAGAGCCACCAGAGGGAUGGAGAUCACAGGUAGUACACAGAGGAGGAUGAUGAUGGCAAACACCCAGUCUGGAUACGGCUUCACUUCAGUUUGUGGGAAAAGUUCCUGAAGAGAAAGACAAAGAAGUAUCAAAUGUAAUAUAUAGAAUAAUGUUACACCAUCACAUUUUAAAAUCACC